This is a messenger RNA of Armigeres subalbatus, 4151 nucleotides long. It is a transcript of the gene qtc, whose product is annotated as protein quick-to-court. The coding region runs from base 764 to 2791 and encodes 675 amino acids. Lineage: Eukaryota; Metazoa; Arthropoda; Insecta; Diptera; Culicidae. The transcript has 6 exons. The record is from RefSeq and is a predicted model, not a curated record.
AUCUAUAGUGACACCCCCGGAUAGAGAGUCCAUGCCAUGGUGGCACGUCGAUCCCUAGUGUAGAACAUUCGGUUGGUGUACUUAGUUAUAGGAACAUACCGCUCGCGUGUUCCAGUCGCGUAAAGCUUCGCAAAUCCUACUCGCGUGGAUUUAUUUUUGAUUUAGGUAGUGGAUGAGCAUGUCGGAGAAAAACGUAAAUUGAACUCAAUAGGCGAAACCAUAUAGAGCUCUAAGGUCAUUUGAAUGAGGGGAAAACAAGUGAAACUUUCUGCCGUCGUCGUUGUGGCCAUUGGUGAAGUUUAUGCAGUUUGAAUAUAUCGCCACGUCCAACGCUGGCAAGUUCCGUGAUCCAAUAUCGAUUAAGUGUAGCGAAUUUGUCCUAAAAUAAAACAAAAUAUACAUUGAACAAACAAGGAAUAUCGGCGAACAGCGUUGUUGGGCCUAAUUGAUUGUAUAUUAUUGAUAAGGUUGCCGCACCGUAGUUAUUGGUGAUAAGGUCUAGUUUGUGUGUUUGUCAGCUGCCGCAAAUUGCCACCUCAAAAGUGCAACAGAGGUUACCUCUUUGUUUGAUUGAUAUAAACUGUGGCAACCAGCAAAUAGCAAACAUUAUGCCGACUCAUUAACCCAGACCACACUGCCAGCCCAAUCAAAAAGGAACCACGCUUGAUUUUCUAAAUCCCACAAGCCUAGAUGGUGUUGAGCAAAUCCGACGAACAGGUGUCGCCCCGUGUAGGAACCGUACAUCCUUGCAGUUUCCCACAAGAUGUCCUCGAAACCGGCAACACCGCUCGAACAGCGGCGCGCUUUUCCGGGCGAAAGCGACAACACCCGUAUCCCGGUGCUGUCACCGACCCCUUUCCGUCGCUCAUAUUCCUUGCGGAUGCGCACUAGCCGGAGCUUCCAUGACUACCAACAUUACCGCGAGUGCGAGUGUGGUAGUGGAAAUAUGCAUCAUCCAACGAAUUUGUCCGGUCCGUCGCCGUUGUCGUCCGUAAAAGUGAAAAAUUCCCUCGCAAAUGGGGGCAAAUCGAUCAGUCACCAUCAUCACCAUCAGCGGGCCGACACAGCGGAGCCUUUCGGCGGUAAGUCGGGCACCGGCAGCAAGGAUACGUCGCCAUCGGCUGGCUGUGGUGGCAGUGCUCUGCUACCCAAUGGCGUAAUCGGACACGUCCAUAAUGCACUCACCGCGACGUCACCGAACUCCGGGCAGCAAAGUUCGUCCUCGCAGUCGACCCGCAAGAAUAGUCUGCAGAAAAAUGACCGGGGAAUGUCUUUGAAUCUUGUCAACUCUGGGCACAGCGCCAGUUGUAACAAUAGCGCCCAGCGAUCACCCCGCAGACCGCACACCCCUUGUGAAUCGGCUACCACUCCGGGACACGGUCACGGACUGCACAAGAACAGUCUGAGCCCAAAGACGCCACCGGUUUCGCCGGAAUCGCCAGUUACCAGCUAUUUGGAUGACGAUUUGGACUCGUUGCACAGCUACAGUUCAGUGGCUAGCGGAAUGUCGUGCGACCAUCCGUACGUCGCUCGCAAUGGUACCACCUUUAGUGGACGCAAGAUGAAAUACGUAGUGCACUGCUCGAGCCACGCUGGUCAGACGGGUGAGGACUAUCUGACCCCGACCCAGAGGGCUCAGCGCCAGAUCAGACGACUGAAAGAGCUGCUCUCGCAGGCCCGCAUAGACCUAGAGCAACGUGAUAGUGAAAUCUUAAGACUUACCAAAGAGGUUGUUGAAUUGCGCCUGUUCAAGGCUUCGCUCAGUUCCCCGGAGGAACGAUCUAACUCCAGUGACGCAGUAACGGUACGGGAGAAUACUACCAAUGAUGCAAACACACCCAGCUCCCAAGGCAUUUCGCCGAUCGUGGAUCAAGCGGACGAAGUGGUUAAGGCUAGUCCUCGACAUCAUCUUCACAAUCACGGCAUCCACCAGGUACAGUUCAUGGAUAAGAUGUCCACUUCGGAAAUGCAAAGCUCGUUUGCUGAUUCAGGUCACUUUGAGGACAUCACCACUUCGUCAAUCCAUUCGAAGGAUUCUUACGUGCACACGCAGGAUCGUGCUUGCGGAAGCGACGACGAAAUUGAUGCCGAGAAGCAACGACUGGUUGAAAUGUAUGAAGCUCGCAUUGAAGAGUUAGUUAAGCAACACCAGGCAGAUGAACAACAAAUACGCAUGUCCAACAAUGAUCGCGUUGAGGCUCUGUUGCAGAAACUGGCCGAAUCCAACAGCAGAUAUUGUGAUCUGGUUCCUGACUACGAGCAGGCAAAGGAGCGCAUCCGGGAGCUUGAGAAGCAACUGGAAGAACUCCACUCGCAGCUCCAACAGCAGGAAGGCAAAGCCAACAAAAUAUAUCUGCACAUGUAUACCAAAGGUCAGGGAGCGGAAGGGCAACAAAACGCGGCUGCUGAUAUGGCACGCCCAUCACCAAGUCGAGUCUCGGUGCCGGAACUGAUGCAGCAACUCCAGGUCACCCAGGAGGAAUUGGAGAACAUUCGGGACACAAGCUAUCAGCCAGAGGGCGGAACCUCACAUGUUUUACUGAGCGCAAAAGAAGCAAUUUCGCUGUGGCUUUUGGGCGCCCGGAAGACCAUGUACAAGCGGCUGAUAGACGCCCAGCAGGUGAAGAACAAGGUUGAUCCGGAGGUGACGCUACAGUUCCUCAAGAGCGCCAUCUACUACUUCCUCACGGACAAGGAGAACUCACAGGGGCACCUGAAUGCGAUCGAAAGCAUUCUUGGAUUCUCGGACACAGAAAAAUCCAACAUCGACAAGGCGCGAGCUUACAAGUGAAAUGAUAAUGACAAAAAAUAUAAAGCAAAAAAAGUAUGCUAACUGUUAUUUAAAUAGAUAAAACAAUUUUAAAUGUUUGCAAUUGAUUACAACUUAUGAAAACAAAAAGUCAGUAAAACUCUAAUCGUGGGUAUAGAAUAUUUAUGAAAGCAGAAGCACAGCAAAAUAUAGGCCACAAGUUCCACACGUUGUGUAUUCUUAAGACAAAAAUGUGAUCGUUACUGACUUUUGUUGCUCUAUUUCUGUGAAGGUAUUUUCAAAUUAGUUCCUUUUUAAUAUUUAUUUAGCAUUACACCAAACUAAUAAUUUGCUGUAAAAUAAUUUCGACCGCUUUUAAAAUAUAUGUAACGCUUUCCUAUUCCUUUUUUUAAAAAUGAUCUUUUAAACAAUUGGUUCAUGGUUUAUAUUGACUUUCGGGGUCCUAUUUGCUGAAUCGCCUAUCAAGCCUCAACGAAAGUAUUAUAGAGUUUAAAACAGUUGUUGAAUGUGCACGCUUCUAAAAAUAAUUUGUAUAAAUAAAAACCACAACAAGUAGACAGACAUUCCAGAAUGAAAUUGAAAUAUGUUGACACAUGGUAACAAAUACCUAACAUUGCUUUAAAAUAGUUCGAUAGAUGGCAAACAGAUUCGUCCAUAAAAAAAAACAUUAGCUUUCAUAUAAAAAUUUCAAUUUCAAAAGCAAACAUUGACUUGAUAUUGAUGAUUAUCUGGAUAAUUGAUAAAUAGCUAGGCGCAUCACUUUACAAUAUUUCUGGACUUGAUUUAAAAAAAACAGCUUUAAACAAGUAUAGAAAAUUCAUAUUUUAUCAAAUCAGUUCAUUAGUUCUCUUUAUUCAUAAUAAGUUAAACUUACAAUAUUUCAAAUAGUGCCUAUUUUCAGAGAUAAAAAAAAUCAAAACUUGAGAAUUACUGUCAACACUUUCAUCAACUAAAUUAAACACUAUCCAAAGAGUUUGAUUAAUUGUUCCAAAUAAGCAAAACUAGAUUAAAAUAAAGACGCAAAGUAGCGCUGGCUAAUCGUAUACAAAAACAGGAACGCAAUCGAUGCGAAGGACAGCUGAAGAAUCGCGGUUGUGCAGUACAGUUGAAAUUUUGGAAAAACUUUCCACUGGUUGUAAUACACAUUCAGUACAUACGUGUUAAUUAGUGCGAGUGCUUUCCCUAAUAUCCAUCUGUACUGACCAAUAGUGAGUAUGUUGAAUACUGGACUGAGUGCAAAGCAAAUACACAUGAUGUAGAUUGUUAUUAUCGGAAAUUAUGCAAUGUGGAUUUCAUAUGGGAAUAUUGCGUUCAAAUACCGAAAUACCCACAUCACUGUACACCACGAUAGGACAAUGAAAAAUAUAAAUUCGAACUAAAA